Hydatigera taeniaeformis is the source of this 2388-nucleotide messenger RNA. The record is from the annotation of a GenBank genome assembly. Lineage: Eukaryota; Metazoa; Platyhelminthes; Cestoda; Cyclophyllidea; Taeniidae.
AUGACACGUCGGAACAAACCGGAAGGCUACUAUGUCGUCUGUGUUGACUCUUGUUUGAAUGUGCUGUGGCCUUGUCGCCUCAUGUGUGCUGUGCUAGUAGCGUUAGAUCACGGCAUGGGUAGGCGUCGGAGGGUUAGGUUCUUUGUUGAAGACCCCAAAAGUGUGGUCUUGUCUAACUCAGUGCUUGAGGAAUAUUAUAAAAAUCAGCUUAUGCUGGAUGAUGCUGAUUUUGAUGGGUUUCUUAAGGCUAUGAGAACUCCUUUGCCUGUGACGUUUCGCAUCACCGGCUUUCGCCAGCAGAACCGUGAGCUUCUCUCACUUCUCCAAGAGAAUUACCUUCAUUCAAUGAUUAGACAUGGUGAUGAUCAAUCAAAUGAAAAAGUGCCGGUCGGUCCUCUUAAAUGGUAUCCUGAAAAAAUGGCCUGGCAAAUAAACUUGACUCGCUUGGAGAUUCGGAAGUCUCCUGAAUUGGAGAAUUUGCAAAAGUUCUUGGUUUCGGAGUCUGAAGCAGGGAACUUAAGUCGUCAGGAGGCUGUCAGUAUGCUACCACCACUUCUGUUUAAUAUCAAGGAACAUCAUGCAGUCUUGGACCUUUGUGCGGCUCCGGGUUCUAAAUCUGCUCAGCUUGUUGAGCUUCUUCACGCCGAUGCAGAAUCCAAGUUUCCUGAUGCUGAUCACUAUACCGAACCCUCGGGCAUAGUCGUGGCCAAUGAUGUGGAUCGCAAACGUUGUUAUAUGUUGGUGCAUCAAGUCAAGAGGCUUCAAAGCCCUUGUGUAAUCCUCACCGAGGAGGAUGCAUCCACCUAUCCUCGAUUGUUCUUCGGUUCUUCCGAGAAGCCGGACCAGAUACGACAACUCCUUUUCGAUCGAGUCCUUGCUGAUGUGCCAUGUAGCGGGGACGGCACCCUCCGAAAGAGUCCUGAUAUUUGGUCUCGAUGGAAUCCGAACCUCGGGAGGCAGCAUCACGAGCUUCAGAGGAGGAUUCUGCGUCGUGGCCUUGAACUGCUUCGAGUUCCUCUGUCUGUAGAUGAUCCUGAUCUUCCACGUCUUGUGUACUCCACUUGCUCCUUGAAUCCGCUUGAGGAUGAGGCCGUGGUCGCGUCCAUCCUUGAGGCGUGUAAGGGCUCUGUGCGUCUUAUCGAACCCGAGUUUAUGUGCCUUCCUGGUACUGAAGUGGCCAAAGCGGGAGGUUUCAUUGCUAGAUCUGGUAUCAAGACGUGGCGCGUUCUGCACGGAUCCAAUAAAUGGUACUCGAAGCACGAUGAGGUUCCAGAAAAUCUGCGUGGAAGUUUCCCGCCGAGCCUCUUUCCACCUGAGAACGUGGAGGCGCUUCAUCUUGAACACUGUCGACGAGUUCUUCCGCAUGACCAAGACACCGGUGGUUUUUUCGUUGCUGUGUUGGAAAAACUUGCUGAUCUUCCGUGGAUGAGUAGUCGUCAAAAGUCGUACAAGAAAGGCCUUGGAUACAGAUUGGACAUCCGUAUUUUCACAGAACCGAACGAAAGUUGUACUGCCGGGAGUGAUGCUGCUGCUGCUGAUGGUGGUGAUGACGAUGACGAUGAUGGGCCGGUUGCAAAGAAACCACGAUUGACAGAUCCGAGACGAAAGGAAUCGUCUUUUGUUUUCAUGGACCCAUCUACGGACAAGGACUGGCCAAGCAUUCGUGACUUUUACGGGCUAGAAGACAAGGAAAAUUGCCUCUUCAACCUGAAUCCUGCACAGAUUCUCUACCGAGAGGGUACUGCGGGAGAUCCUGUGAGACGACGCAAUCUCUACUACACAAAUUCUCGCGUAAAAGGCAUAAUGGAAGCCAAUGAAAAUCAUGGGAUUCAUAUUGUCAGUGGCGGUGUGCGACUCUUUGCCGUCUGUGAUGAAAAGCAGUUUGUCGGCUACCGUGUUCUCCACGACGGAAUUCAUCUGGCUUGUGCCUUUCUCCCCCAGGUGCCCAGGGAACUUAAACAAUAUCCUCCUCAGCUAUGUCGUCGCCGCAUAAGCCUUUCGGCUAGCGAGCGCGAUGACUUGGUGCUUCUGCUGCGCGAGGAGAUGCCACUGGCGGAGCGCUUCACAAAGGCUACUCGUGAUCAGUGGGAGCAGCUUAGCACUGGGCCUGUUCUUGUCGACUACGAUCCAGCGGCUCCCUCCGAUCCCUCUCGUGUGAUGCCUGAGUCGAAGAUGGAGGAAAGUAGUCGGCCGCGUCCCCACUGUCGUAUUGCUUUUGCAGCAUGGCGAGGUGUGAAAAGCUUGCGCAACCACAUCGACCGCUACGAGCGCUUGCACCUUCUGCGCCUCUGCGGCCUGGAUGCUUCCGUGCCCCUCAUUACGGGUCAUGAUCUUUGUCAACGCAAGAACCGUGAUAGUGACGCUGGUGGUACAAUGGACGUUGAGUGA